CGUAUCCGGAAAACGGAAGUCACGUGCUCACCUCAGUCCUUUCACUGUUGCUAUGGCCGCCCUGUGUCUCCAUGUCAACUACAGAGAUAACUAACUUGUUAGCAGAAAAGCAGCUUGCUAGAAGGACAGAGAGAUGGCAGAGACAGGUGAUAGUAAAAAGGAAGAAGCUGACUACAAGAGACUACACAGUUUCCCUCUCAUAAGGCACACAGAUAUGCCGGAGGAGAUGCGAGUUGAGACCAUGGAGCUGUGUGUCACUGCCUGUGAGAAGUUCGCCACCAACAACGAGAGCGCGGCCAAGAUGAUCAAGGAGACCAUGGACAAGAAGUUUGGGAGCUCGUGGCACGUGGUCAUCGGCGAGGGGUUCGGCUUCGAGGUCACGCACGAGGUCAAGAACCUGCUCUACAUGUUCUUCGGCGGGAGCCUGGCCGUGUGUGUGUGGAAGUGCUCCUAGCACACGCACACACACAGAGACACACACACACACACACACACACACACACACACACACAGCUUUCACAAAUCAGCUGGAUUGUCACUACCUACUGUUUUUAGUAUUUCUACUGUAUGUGCACAGUGUAUUCCACAGUACACCAAACACAACAGCACACUCUCUUACCAGCCAACCUAACACACACACACACACACACACACACACACACACACACACCUGAUAGGCCGUGGUCAGGGCUGAAGACACAUCAGCUCGUUGGCAUGGGGAGUGUGUGUAGUGUCUCAAAUGAUAUACAGCCUCUGCUAUGCAGUCCUUUUCCUGCUUCAGGUGUGUGUUGAUUUGUGACUAACUGAUUGGCUGAGAAUGUGUGUGUGUGUGUGUGUGUGUGAGCAUCAUUUCUCUCCCACUCUCAGUCUGUGGAAGCUGUCUGAUUCACAUACGCGUAAGACCCCCCUCCCAUCACCUAAACACACGCACACACACGUUUCCUUCCGCUCAGCUGCAUGACGUGUGUGUGUGUGCGUGUGCGCGCGUGUGUGUGUGUGUGUGUGUGCGUGUGUGCAUGUGUGAAGGAGAGAGAGAGGGACAUGAUGUGAGAGAGUGUGUGUCUGUCCUGUUACAUUCCAUUACAUACUUUUCUAAAAAUGCAUCUCAAUCUUGCAUGUCUGUCUCCUAUUCUUCUUUUGCUCUCUCUCUCUUCAUCUCUCCAUCCCUCCAUCUCUUCCUCAUUCUCUCUCAAUUCAUCUCACCAUCACUUCCUCUUAUUCUCUCUCUCUCUCUCUCUAUCCCUCGCUCCCCUUUGGCACACACUUUGUGGGUCCCUGAGCUCACACCAUCUGUCACACUCGUUUGCUGUUUUUUUUAUCUCUGUCUUUUUUCUGCCUUCAUCUCUCCCUCUUUAUCUCUGUAUUCCCCUGAAACCUCUCCCUCCCUCCGUCCGCCCGUCCAGCCUUUAUCUCUUUAAUCUGACCUCCAGUCUGACCCCACCACUACAUCCCCCACAACCCCCGGCACCAAGUCCACACUACAUCCCCCACAACCCCCGGCACUAAGUCCACACUACAUCCCCCACAACCCCCGGCACCAAGUCCACACUACAUCCCCCACAAUCCCCGGCACAAAGUCCCCUCAUGGAAAAUGCCACAGGGAUUUCUCAAAUGUUCUUAAUGUAUAUACUUGAAUACCAUUGUAUAAAACAAAAAAAAUUCUCACUCUAGAGAAUACAUUCAUAUUAGCUUUGUUGGUAUAUAUUUUGUAUGAAAAGGGCUCGACAUUUCAAAGAAUGCUUUUUGGUUUUUAAAUAAACAAGAGGCUGCAACUCUGCGGUCGUGACCAAACUCCCACCCCAGGCUGACCCCCACCCUUUAUAGCAUCGUAAUGAGACAACGUCAGAAUAUUGUGUAACCUGUUGAGGCUGUCUUUAGUAUGUCAUCAUUGUAGAAUGACAAAGAAUGUUUGCCAUAUUGUUGCUGCGUGUGAAGACUCUGUGUGCUGGUAAGACCGAAGACGACAUCUUCCAGAUCAGCGCUCUGUCCUACAGAGGGAUGGACCAGUGGAACAUAGGCGCUUGAGGCAGGUCUCAGACCAGCUGGAAGCCCUGAACUGUAACAACUGGACCCAUGUUCGUUGACUCUAUAACUAUUCCACCGUCAAUACUGUAAGAAUAUUUGUCUCCUAGAACUGUUUCCGUCACAGAACACACUAAUAAAGUGCCCUGGAAUGUUCUCACCUGGA
Messenger RNA from Alosa sapidissima (American shad), 2188 nucleotides. Its product is annotated as dynein light chain 4, axonemal. Gene Ontology annotation, molecular function: dynein light intermediate chain binding; dynein intermediate chain binding. Lineage: Eukaryota; Metazoa; Chordata; Actinopteri; Clupeiformes; Clupeidae. The coding region runs from base 134 to 454 and encodes 106 amino acids. The record is from RefSeq and is a predicted model, not a curated record. Gene Ontology annotation, cellular component: dynein complex. Gene Ontology annotation, biological process: microtubule-based process. The transcript has 4 exons.